UCACUCGUCUGUCUUUUUCCGUUGAUGGUCGGUCGAAGGUUUCAGUCAGCUCGAUAAAAAGUCUCCACAAAUGUAAUCUCUUCUACAGACGGCAUGGACAUGGACAUGGACACCACCCACCGCUAGCUUCAUUCAAGCAGUCCAGCCACGCAUCGAGUGAGUGAGUCUCACUCUCUUGAAUGAACACCGACCGAGUCACUCCAGACAUCAAUCAAGAAAAGAGUGCAGUGCAGUGCACCUCGACAGCAAGAAUUAGUUCAUGAGUGACCACCAGACACAUCACACACACGCGCUACAGGGAGUCCGCCCACCCACCCACUGACCUCUCUCACUCUCUCUCUCUCCUCGAUCUGCUAGCGUGGAGCAGAGAAGCACUCUCAUCCUUCCUGAUCCACUUGUGCUUCUCUCAUCCUUCCUGAUCCACUUGCGGAGUGCCAUCCUCGAGGAGUGCCGGGUCGAAGUCGGGGUCGUAGUCGUCGGCGGCCUGCCUUCUCGAGGGCCAGUCAAAGGGCGGGAUGUUGGUUUUGUCCCCGAAGCAGCCCAGCGGGAAGAGGCUAUCAGGGUACUUGCGCUUCAUCAUCCUGGUGGAUUGACGGACACAGAGAGACAGGGCAGGAGAAGAUGGCGUCCGCGCGUCUGUCUGUCUGUCUGUCUUGGUGCACCCGUCACUUACUCGUGUUCCUUGGCGAACCUCUGUGCGCAGUAGUCAGCCAACUCGAUGAACUCCUCGGUCACCUCGCCAUCCGCCUUGGUGAGCAUCGCGUCCAGCUUGGCUAUCUCCUCGUCCGUCAUGCGAUUGGGGGUGCAGACGUACUGAGCCGGCCUUGUACCAUACCGAGAUCCGGCUCGCUGCCAGUUGAGCUUUCCGCACGCCACGCGGACGCGCCAGAACUGGUGGUCUGGAUGCUUCAUGCGCGGAUUCCGGAAGAGCGGGGGCUGCCUCCAGGGGCAAG
Molecule: messenger RNA, 953 nt
Organism: Vitrella brassicaformis
Lineage: Eukaryota; Vitrellaceae
Source: the annotation of a GenBank genome assembly